This is a messenger RNA of Oryctolagus cuniculus (rabbit), 1502 nucleotides long. RefSeq names its product THAP domain containing 3 (gene THAP3). The record is from RefSeq and is a predicted model, not a curated record. Lineage: Eukaryota; Metazoa; Chordata; Mammalia; Lagomorpha; Leporidae.
GCCCCGCCCCCGCCUGCCGCGCCGCCAUCUUUGUUGGGGGCAGCUGGGCCUAGUGGCGGAGAUGCCCAAGUCCUGCGCAGCCCGGCUGUGCUGUAACCGAUAUGGAAAUUGUAGGAAACAGCUCACCUUCCACCGGUUCCCGUUCAGCCGCCCCGAGCUGCUGAAAGAAUGGGUGCUCAACAUCGGCCGGGCCAACUUCAAGCCCAAAAAGCACACGGUCAUCUGCUCCGAGCACUUCAGCCCGGAGUGCUUCAGCGCCUUCGGGAACCGCAAGAACCUGAAACACAACGCCGUGCCCACGGUGUUUGCCUUCCAGGACCCCACGCAGGCCUCUGUCUUGCAGCUGGUGAGGGAGAACACGGACCCUGGGGGCGAGAGCAGCGAGCCCAGCCUCCAGAAGGGAAAGGUCCUCCCUGAGGCCGGGUCCGCGGAGCACGGCGGCGGGAGGAACAUGGGCACCGCGCUGGAGGAGCUGCAGCUGCCCCCGAACGCCGGAGGCCCCCGGAGCCCGGUCUGGCCGCAGAGACCGGACGCACCUGGCCGAGCGGCCGGCCCCGCGGGGCUGAGGCGGCCUCUCCCCAGGCAGCCAUCUGACCACAGCUACGCCCUCUUGGACUUAGAUGCCCUGAAAAAAAAGCUCUUCCUCACCCUGAAGGAAAACGAGAAGCUGCGGAGGCGCUUGAAGGCCCAGCGGCUGGUGAUGCGGCGCAUGCGCAGCCGGCUGCGUGCACCCAGGGCCGGGCGGCGGGGGCCGCGACCCGGAGCGCAGCCGGAGCAGCGGAGCUGAGCCCACGGGGCGCCAGGACGAGGCGGCGCCAGGCCAGGCCAGGCCGUUCCCGUCUGCUGCUGCGAGGGCAGCGCCGCGGCACGCCGGCAGGUGCACGUCCACCGUCCCCCGGCCGCAGCUGUCGGGUAGGGGCGAGGACCAGGCCCAGGCUGGCUUCUGUACCGCCAUCCUCUGGCACCCGCUGCUUGGGCGUCGGUGGACCCAGGGCCCGGGUCUUACAGGUUCUCCCUGCGGGCCAGCGACACGCUGCGCUCCGGACUCCCCAUGGUGGGUGGCCAGCGUGGACGGCCGAGAGCUGGCCCCAUUCCUUUUAAGGCCGAUCAUUUACUUGAAAGGCAGAGUUGCAGAGUGCACGGCCACGCACUGGUUCAUUCCCCAAAUGGCGCCAGCAGCCUGGAAUUCCAUCCGGGUCUCCCAUGUGGGUGCUGCUUUCCCAGCUGGGACUUGCACCGCACCCAGAGGGAUGCCGGCGGCGGCUUGGCCAGCCGUGCCGCAGCGCUGGGCCCAGGCAGCCCUGGUCUGCAGGCGGCGCGGGAACGCGUCAGCCUGCGCUGUAGCUCCCCGCGCCCCCGUGUAAUCCUCCCGCCGGUCCCACGGCUGCCGAUGCGCCAUGGGCCUCGUUUCCAGGGAGAGGCAGCAGGCUCGGCCACCUCUGACUACUGCGUAAGGACCGAGACUUCAGUGAAUUAAAGAACAAAACCUGCAGUGCGAUUCA